AUGGUCAGCGAUUCAUCAUCGCUUAAGAAUUCACCCUCAUCUUCAGAAUCUGCUACUUCACCACGCUCUCUCCAGUCAGACAUUGUCAAGAAUCAUUGCUUCCAUAAGGCGAGAAACGUGAAUGCAUCGCGUCUUUCCAUUCAUUCGUCCGCCGUCCAAUUAAGCAGUCACAGCGGAGGAAAUGGCUCCAAACCUGUUGAAGAUACAGCGGAUCAUGACGACGAGCUUGAAAACCAAACCGGCACAGAAUCAUCUGGUGGGCGCUGGAGAGGGCAUGCGACGGGGCCUGUAAGGACACGCCAGCAACGAAAGAGACAAGUUACUGCUCUGCCGCCAGUUGAAUUACCGCAAACGUUUCUUCAAAAUAAUAUAUCACUCUACGCAGCCCAGGAACGGCCACAGCUUCCUAUUGCGCUGGCGGAAGAUGCAAGGCAUGAAAAGUUAUUUCAAGCUGUUGCUGAGCAAGGACCAUCCUUUAGAAAGAAAUAUGAGGGACUGGAGAAAUAUUUUGAGACAGCACUAAGACAUCUCUUUGUUCGAAGCGGCGAACUCGCGAUAGACUUGGAAAAUUCCCGUUUAGACCAGGAUGAUCGAAGAUGGGAAUCUCCGGAGACCAUAGCGCGAGCAGUGCGGAUUGGGGAUAUGAUCAUUGAAUCAUCCAAUUGUUUGAUUGAUGCCGUAUACCCCACCCGUCAAUUUGAACAUACCUAUGGAGUGCGACCUUUUUGGUGGUCUCACGUUCUUAAAGUUCUUAAAAGUAGUACACCUGGUCGCCAUGAUCAAUACUCUCCCCUUGCUGCCUCUAUCUCUCUGGAUGAUCAACUUGGCUUUGCGGAGCAAUAUAAUUAUGCUUUGCCACAUAUCAUCGCUGACCUCCCUGCUGAUACGUUUAUUGCUUUACGAACGAUGGUUAACCGCGAACUGUUCGCAUCGCCACCACCAACGUUCGAUUACAAAACGAGUAAGAGGCCAAUCACAGUCUUUUCGAUCUUUGGAUAUGGAGGAAAAUCCAUCUCAGAAGCAAUCGGCAGACAUUUUGCACACUAUAGCGGUGCGGACCUAGUUCAUCUAGAUGCGUAUGAUCUCUCAGAGCUUGUGGGCAAUUACUUGGGCCAGAAUUGGGCUUAUUCACGCACUCCCCUCUCAAUGCUAGGGUUUAGAGCCGCUGAAUUGAGUGGAAAAAUCGCGCAAAGUCGAGAUGAUAAACCUCUGGAGAACCAAGAUGAAGAAUCUGAUGCGGAAGUUGGAAUCGCCACGAGUAGUUCGAGCCCUUCAGCUGUGGUGGAAGAGCUUCAGAAAUUACGUCAAGGAGAAUAUGAAAGUUUUAGUAAAUGGGAAAAUCUCAAGAUUGACAAAAUAUUGGAUCAAAUCAUUCGAUCCACAGGCGCUGGAUCUACACAGCCUCGUACACGACCGGUGUUAAUUCACAUCCACGACAUAGUUGAACUGAGCAUGACGAUUGAGGGAUCUCUGCUGAUCAGCCGGCUGCGAGCCCUCGCUGAUAUUGCUUGGCAGCAAGGGUUACCAAUCGCUUUAUUUGGAUCAUCUUCCUGCGAACAGCCGUCGGAAGACUAUCGAAACGCUGUCAAAGAAUUUGCCACGAACGAUUUUGUUGUCACUCGCCACAUUCAGCCAGAUUUUAUCGAACAGUAUACCGCACCUAAAGGAAAUGUUCGAACUCAAGAACCAUUCCACCUACAAAAAGCUGAUUAUGUCGCUGAGAAUGUCAAUAACAUUGCUCGCAUGUUAAGAGCGUUAGAUCCCGAAUUAUCGCCACAGGUAGCUGGCUUGACGUUUGAGUCUGUUUUAUCAUUUCUCCGUUCCUCAAAUCCCAGAUAUUCCAUACUUCAAGAUUCAAUUAUCCCGGCACCAGAAGUUUAUCACCUAGCAUGCGCCUUCAAGUCGCAGGAACGUCACAAAGCUAGUACCGGUAGCAGCACGCCCUCCGGUUUCUUGGAACGAUUUGCCUUAGGUCAUCUACAACAGUGGCCAGGAGAUACAUUUUCCAACGAAGAUGCUGUUGAGGGAGAUACACUUAAUGGCGUUACAAGGGACGAUCAUAACACAACGGAUAGCCGUGCCACAAUGAAAUUGAAUGAAUAUGAGAAACGAAUAGCUUCUGGUCAAAUUAACCGAGAAAAUCUUCGAACGACAUUCGCAGAUGUUCAUGCUCCACCUGAAACUAUAUCUGCCUUGAAACUUCUCACGUCACUCUCUCUCGUGCGACCAGAUGCAUUUUCCUACGGUGUAUUGGCGCAAGAUAAGAUUUCAGGAUGCCUUUUGUACGGACCUCCUGGAACUGGUAAAACUAUGCUCGCAAAGGCAGUGGCUAAAGAUAGCGGCGCGAAUAUGCUCGAAGUCAGCGGUGCCUCUAUCAAUGAUAAAUGGGUUGGAGAGAGUGAAAAACUCAUUCGCGCGGUCUUUACCUUGGCUAAAAAACUGACACCCUGCGUUGUUUUUAUCGAUGAAGCAGAUUCUUUACUAGCUAGUCGAAGUAUGUUCGCUAACCGGGCGUCUCAUCGUGAGCAUAUCAAUCAAUUUCUCAAGGAGUGGGAUGGUAUGGAAGAGACAAAUGCUUUCAUAAUGGUUGCGACCAAUCGCCCUUUUGACUUGGACGAUGCUGUCUUGCGGCGGUUACCACGAAAGAUUCUUGUUGAUCUUCCUCUUGAGAAAGAUCGCCGGGCUAUCUUAGAACUAUUACUCAAAGACGAGAUUCUGGAUGAUUCUGUAUCGUUGGAUGAAUAUGCACGACGAACUCCAUACUACUCAGGAUCUGACCUCAAAAAUAUGUGUGUUGCAGCUGCAAUGGCUGCAGUGGAAGAAGAAAAUGAGGCUGCGGCCAAACACCAAGGGUCUACCCCAUUCCAGUAUCUUGAAAGACGAAUCCUUCAGAAAUCUCAUUUCGACAAGGCCCUGAAGAGUAUUCCUGCAAGUAUUAGUGAGGAUAUGAUCUCUCUCAAACUAAUACGCAAAUUUGACGAGGAAUAUGGCAACAGAAAAAGAAGCACCACCAAGUCAAGCAUGGGUUUUGGAUUUGUUGAUGAUAAGCGCCAUGCUCCUGUCAGAUGA
This is a messenger RNA of Trichoderma asperellum CBS 433.97, 3069 nucleotides long. RefSeq lists its product as uncharacterized. Gene Ontology annotation, cellular component: mitochondrial outer membrane. The record is from RefSeq and is a predicted model, not a curated record. NCBI's taxonomy places the organism in Eukaryota, Fungi, Ascomycota, Sordariomycetes, Hypocreales, Hypocreaceae. Gene Ontology annotation, molecular function: ATP binding; ATP hydrolysis activity.